AUGGAGAAGACGAGGGACACACUUGUGUUUUAUGUGAAUCAACAAAAGAUCGUGGAGAAUAGGCCUGAUCCGACAACAACAUUACUGCAAUAUCUCCGACGGCAUUUAAAACUUACAGGAACGAAAAACGCAUGUAAUCAGGGAGGAUGUGGAUCGUGUACAGUGAUGUUGUCCUGGUGGGACAAGGCAGAACAACAGAUCAAACAUUCAAAUGUGAAUGCUUGCCUUGUGUUGGUAUGCCAUCUCCAUGGUUACGCGGUUACGACAGUGGAGGGGGUGGGUAGUACUCGAAAGGGACUCAGUGGAAUACAGACCAGUCUGAUGGAGUCGUUUGGUCUCCAAUGUGGUUUCUGUACACCGGGCAUGGUGAUGACAAUGCACUCCUUACUACAACAGACCGCAGAGCCGUCUCAGGAAUCUCUAGAAAUGGCACUGGAAGGAAACAUUUGUCGUUGCACUGGGUAUCGGCCAAUUGUUGAUGCUUUUCAAAACUUCUGCAAAAAGGGUUGUGAAAAACGUGGCCAGUGUGACAAAGGAGACAUAGAAGACCUUUGUCAAUUAACCAUUAAUGGCAGCGGUAAACAUGAGAAUAUCGAUGACGACAAAUUGGAAGGGAAAAUACGAUUUCCGAAAGAACUUAAGGACCAGGGUACGGAGAAAUUAGUGUUCCGGAGUGGCGACUGGAGUUGGCUGAGACCUGUCACUAUACAGGAGGUGCUGAGUCUAAUGGACAAAGAACCAAAUAGUCACAUCGUGAUGGGAGGCACCAAUUUGGUUGGGAAACUGAAAUCAAAUACCAUAACCAAAGGAACAUUGAUUUCAUGCAAAAAUGUCCAGGAAAUGACAAUAUUUAAACACAACGAAGAUGGUAUUGAGAUGGGAGCAGCGCUAACACUGACCAAUGUCGCUGAGCGAUUGAAGGCGUGCAAUCUUUCUCUCAAUGGAGGUGGUAUACGAGGUCACGUGGUCACAGCGAUGUUGGAAAGUCUCCGCUGGUUAGCAUGUCAGCAGAUCAGAAACCAAGCGACUCUUGGAGGUCACGUGAUGAUUUCUGACCCUCGAUCCGAUUUAUGUGUCGUGUUAGUGGCUGCUGGAGCAAGAGCUGUGGUGAUUUCUAAAAGUGGACACAGGGAAGUAGAACUGAACAACCAAUUUUUUACCAGUAAUGGAAAAACAUCUCUUGCUCCGACGGAAGUGUUGGUAUCCGUUAAAGUGCCAUUUAAUCCUGUGAAUACACAUGUGGCGUACUAUAAGCAGGCAAGUAGAAAGGGAUUUAGCUAUGCCCUAUUAAAUGGAUGCUUCUCUGCCAGUUUGGAUGGGCGUGGUUCCUUCAGAAACCUUGACCUUUGUUUCGGAACUGUGUUCGAAACAACAAGAAAAUUGACCAAGUGUCCAUCAAUAGCUAAUGGAAAUUAUCCCGACGACAGUACUCUUGGUUUGGUGUGUGAUGAACUUAAACGCGAGCUCCAAGCUGAAUCAAACGGUACUGUUAGCAGCUACAAGCAGAAUCUGGCAUGUGGGUUCGUGAUCAAAUUCUGGAGAGAGAUACAAAACAAGCUUAAUCAUAACAAAAGAGCGGAUGCUAAUGGUCUUACUUGGAAACCUUGCGAAGGACAACAAGUGUUUCAAGCGCCAUCUCCCGGACAACCAGCACACGACGCAGUUGGGCGUUCUAUUCCGUUGGUUUCUGCACCUGCACUUGUGACAGGACAGGCUAUGUUUUUGGACGACAUGCCACGAUUUGAAAAUGAGCUGUACGUACAGCCAGUGUUUAGCACGAGAGCGCAUGCGCGGAUACUGUCCAUAGACAAGAGCGUUGCUAUGGCUUCACCAGGUGUUGUAGACUUCCUAGAUGCGUCAACAGUUCCAGGCGAAAAUAAAUGGGGACUCUUUGCUCAGGACGAACCGUUGUUUGCAGAAAACGAAGUGUUUUGUGUUGGUCAAGUUGUAUGUGCAAUCGUAGCUACAUCAGAACACUAUGCUAAGACGGCAGCAGACCUUGUGAAGAUCAUGUAUCUAGAUCUACCCAACAUUACCACAAUGGAGGAAGCUAUUGCAGCCGAUUCCUAUUUUGACUAUACCUCACACCCAAUAGACUGUGGAGACCCAGACAAACAGUUCCCACUCUGUGACUUUGUGAAAGAGGGACAGGUGCGUUCGGGUUUCCAGGAACAUUUCUAUUUAGAGCCAAGCGGAGCAGUUGUUGUACCGAAAAAUGAAUUGGGAGAAAUUGAAAUAUUUACCACAUCACAAGCACCAACUUUCUGCCAGACAUCAGCUUCUCAGAUUCUUGGUAUACCAAGGAACAGAAUUGUCGUCAGACAGAAGAGACUGGGUGGCGGAUUUGGAGGAAGAGAGUAUCGCACCCCUCUUAUGUUUGGCGCAGCCGCAGUAGCAGCACAGAGGUUGGGAAAGCCAGUGCGAAUGAUCAUGGAUAGAAAGACAGAUUUCCAAACCACCGGCAAACGUCAUCCAUUUUUGUCAAAAUAUAAGGCUGGUUUCCGGUAUGACGGGACGCUGGAAGCCGUAUCAAUUCACUUCUACAUCAACGCUGGUUAUACAUUGGACGUAUCGGCCGCGAUCAUGGAUAAUGCAUGUUUCAACGUCGACGCAGCAUAUAAAACGCCAGUUUUUUCUGUGUAUGGACACGUGUGUAAGACAAACACACCCUCCAACACCUCCAUGAGAGCAUUCGGUGCGGCGGAAGCGGUUUUUGUCAUGGAAGCCAUCAUGUGUACUGUAGCGGACACAGUCGGACUCGAUCAGGAAUAUGUACGCCAACUUAAUAUGUACAAAGAAGGCAGCAUCAAUCACUACAAACGAAAGCUAGAAAAUUGUAUGUUACAACGUUGUUGGCGAGAUUGUAUAACGCAAAGCAAAUUCGAGGAAAGGUCGAAAGCAGUCUCUCUUUACAAUAGCCAGAACAAGUUCAAGAAGAAAGGGAUUGCGGUGAUGCCACUGAAAUUUGGGGUUGGAUAUCCAGUCCGACAUUUAAACCAGGGAGCUGCGCUUGUGAACAUCUAUCUUGAUGGAUCUAUCACUAUAGCACACGGAGGCGUGGAGAUGGGACAAGGCCUACACACAAAGAUGAUACAGGUGGCAUCCAGAGCUCUCGAAGUACCUAUCGAAAAUAUUCAUAUCAGUGAGACAGGAACAAAUACAUGUCCAAAUACUACCUCAACAGCGGCCAGCUUAUCCUCAGACAUUAACGGAGCGGCCGUACUGGAUGCAUGCAAUAAGAUCAACAACAGAUUGCGACCAUACAAACAGAAGAUCCCAACAGGACAAUGGACGGAUUGGGUCAAUGCUGCUUACAUGGACAGAGUUAGUCUAUCCGCCACUGGAAUAGGACGGCCUGGUAACCAGCAUUGGGACUUUGAGAAAGGCGUGGGCAACCCUGUCCACUACUACACGUUCGGGGCAGCCUGUACUGAAGUGGAGAUUGAUUGCUUAACAGGGGAACACCAGGUACUGGACACAGAAAUCGUUAUUGAUAUAGGGAACAGUUUGAACCCCAGUCUUGAUGUCGGGCAGAUUGAAGGCGGGUUUGUGCAGGGAUAUGGAUGGGUAACAAUGGAAGAAUUGAAAUUCUCGUCUAAAGGUGAAACCCUGGCAUGUGGUCCGGUAGAUUACAAACUUCCGGGUAUCAGGAAUAUUCCUCGCCGCAUGAAAGUUUCUAUACUGAAAGAUUGUCCCAACAAGGGUACCGUGUAUUCCUCAAAGGGGGUAGGCGAACCUCCACUUCUCCUGGCAAUAUCAGUCUAUAUAGCGAUGCGGAAAGCAAUCCAAGCUUGCAGGGCGGACGCAGGACUUACUGAUGCAUUUGACCUCGAUAUUCCAUUAACUGCCGAAAACAUUCGGAUGGCCUGUCCGAUUGAAAUUCCAACAGGCAAAUUUGCUUCGUAA
Messenger RNA from Ylistrum balloti, 3906 nucleotides. RefSeq names its product xanthine dehydrogenase/oxidase-like. Lineage: Eukaryota; Metazoa; Mollusca; Bivalvia; Pectinida; Pectinidae. The record is from RefSeq and is a predicted model, not a curated record. The transcript has 34 exons. Gene Ontology annotation, molecular function: FAD binding; 2 iron, 2 sulfur cluster binding; iron ion binding. Bases 1 to 3906 code for a protein of 1301 amino acids.